AAACAGUUGAGUGGUGAUAUAAAAGGAGCUUCACUUCACUUGCACUUUUGACAAAAUGACACAUAAAACGGGCAAGCGGUUUCAUCUGGAUUCUUCUUCUCCUUCACUUUGGAUUCUUGUAAUCUCUUCUAUAAAUUCAUCGCUAACUAUUCAUUAGGGUUUCAUUUCUCUCAAAACAAACCACAAUGAUGACAACAGCACCGCCCAAGCCGGUAAACUUGUAUAUAGGGAGUUUUAUUAGUUUGAUAUCACAAUCAAAUAUUCGUUAUGAAGGCUUUGUGUUUCUUCUCAACCCUAGUGAUUCCACCAUUGGUCUUCGUAACGGUCGUGAAAUCUUUUUGGACAGAAGGACAGAGGAAAGAUGGACUUCAGCUUCUUGCGAGUGACGAAAUCUAUGAGCACAUAUUCUUCAGAGGUUGCGACAUAAAGGAUCUGCAAGUUAUAUCUUCCCCUUUACCUCAAAGUACAUCAGCUGUUCCUGAUGAUCCUGCGAUAAUACAGUCCCAUUUUCCUCAGCCCUCACCUACAACUAUGGCGUCGACAUGUCAUGGUGCUGCACAAAUAGCAAAUUUUAGUACCAGUGUGCAACCCAUUCUCCCUGUUACACCAGUCCAGUUGAAUCUGCCCCGUGGCCCAUCAGCAUCAAGUUCUAGCUUUUGUGGCUCAUCGCUCCCUCCUCCACCUGUAAAUAUCAGUAGGCUUGUUGUACCUAAUUAUUGGCCAGGAUUAGUUGGAUCCUCAGGAGGAGUUUCUUAUUUUCAGCAUCGUUAUCCGCCGCCGCCACAGAGUUUGUUGGCAUCACUUCCGCCAGUUCAGCAGCAAGCGCGACACCAGAAUAUAAAUACAUCUGUAGCUGGAGGAUCCAAUACAGCUGUAGCUGGAGGAUCCAGGUUUUCUGAACUCCGUCAUCCGUUGCUGCUGCGUGGUAGUACUGGUUCCCCAAAUACACUGCCUCCUUUGCUACCCACACCAUCUGUUCAAUCCAAUCCGGGGCGGUUUGCUGAUGUUGUGUCUAAUUUAUUAUCUAUUCCAAGGUCAAAUGAAGGAUCUAGUGCUCUUUCAAGUGUAGCAGUGGAUCCUGGCCCAAAAAUGGCAUCUUCUUUGCAAGAAGUACUUAUUGUUAAUGCUACUCCGGCUCUAGUUAUUAAUGAAUCAAGUUCAAUUGAUCCGACAAUCUCUCAAACUCUAUCUUCCAUGACAAUUGAGGAACAGUCAGGAUUGAAGCAGUCCUCUUCAUCUCAGUCACUGCAGACCACAGAUAUUGAUGCAAAGACUGCUCUAGCACCAGUAUUGGAACCUGUGCUAUCAUCAGAUAGCACUGGAGAAACCCUGGAGUCGUCGCUGAAAUCCACAGCUAAAACUUUGCUGGGAUCUACAUCAUCUCGUCAUUGUAAAGGUCAGUUUGGUCGAGGAGGAGAUAAGGCGCGUCGAAACCCUGCAUUCACUAAUCAUAGUUAUAGAGGUCGUGCACAAGGGCGGGCAAAUGUGAAUUCCUCUCGUGUCAUUAGAAGAUUUAAGGAGGAUUUUGAUUUUGAGGCAAUGAAUGAAAAGUCCAAUAAGGAAGAGGUAUGGGACUAUCUCGGCAAAAAUAACAAAGCCGAUGCAGAUGAUGGAGAUGAAAAUGAAAAAGAGACGGAAGACUCUGAUGUUAAAGGUGAAGCCAGUGAAGUACAUGUAAAAGACGAUAGUAAGCCUGUUUACUGUAAGGAUGACUUCUUUGAUUCUUUUUCUUGUGAUGCACUUGGUCAAGAAUCUGCAGAAGUGACGCUCUGUGAACAAAGGAAAAAAGAUGCUGAGACAUUUGGAGUUGAGAUCCCAAUACUCAAACAGGGUCAUGGGCAGGGACCAAGGCGUGCUGGGGCAUCUCAAGUCUCAUAUCGUGGUAGAGGACAUGGCAAUGCACGAGGUGGUCGUGAUCGUGGUCGUGGUCAUAGGAGAUCAGUUGUGAGGCCGCGUUACUUAAAAUGAGCUACCAUGUUGCUGCAUGGGGUUGGUGUUCAGAUAUAAAACCACCUUUCAAUAUCCAGUCGUGCGUCAUCUUCUGGUCUCAUUUAAUUCAAUCUUAUCGUUUAGUGCAAUAAUUGAUGGAAAUCAGGCAUACGCAGCGGAAGCAAAUAGUCAGGAUCGAACUUGCAUGUAAUAUAGACAACGCAUAAUCAAGAUAUUAAUCAAAUAUAAAAUUGAUACUUA
Messenger RNA from Lycium barbarum (goji berry), 2190 nucleotides. Its product is annotated as protein decapping 5-like. Gene Ontology annotation, cellular component: P-body. The record is from RefSeq and is a predicted model, not a curated record. The coding region runs from base 268 to 1968 and encodes 566 amino acids. The transcript has 9 exons. Gene Ontology annotation, biological process: P-body assembly; cytoplasmic stress granule assembly. Gene Ontology annotation, molecular function: mRNA binding. NCBI's taxonomy places the organism in Eukaryota, Viridiplantae, Streptophyta, Magnoliopsida, Solanales, Solanaceae.